GUUGAGCGGAUCAUCGGGGAAGCUGCUUGUCAUUGACCGGCGGGGUUGCUUGCUUGCGGGGGUCUUUUCGGUUCGUCCUGGCUGCCGCUGAGUGCUUAUGGAUAUUAGUAGCUUAAAGACGAGGCAGUGAGUCAGUAUUCGUUACAGAAUGGUAUUAAGAAAAAGACUAAAAUGGUGCCUUUGUAGUGGGAGUAUUAAUGUUGCCGGUGCCUUGUAGCUGUAGUGAAAGUUAGCUUAUGAGUAGCAGAACGUUAGCCGAGUAGCUAAUGCUAGGCCUUCCGUUUUCUUUUGGCUUGUCAGGACACUUUAUUGUUUUCUUCCUAUCUUUGUAAAGCAGGGCUUUGCAGCUUCUUUGUUUGCUGUCGUUUGCCGAUUUUAUUUUUUGUAUUAAUUUGCUCCCUGUGGUAAAAAAAAAGGCACUGAAAUGAAGAGAGUGAACAGCUUUCAGAGGUUUAUGAACAGACGGGCCUCUGCUAACUGCCGCUACCAGCCCACCUGCUAUGAGCAUGCUGCAAACUGCUACACUCAUGCCCUCCUCAUUGUGCCGGCUAUCGUGGGCAUGACGUUGCUGCACCGCCUGUCGGACAACCGCUGGGAGAGGAUCACAGCCUGGGUGUACGGCAUGGGGCUGUGUGCCCUCUUCCUGGUCUCCACUGUGUUUCAUAUAAUCACCUGGAAGAAGAGCCACAUGAGGUCUGUGGAACACUGCUUUCAUAUGUGUGACAGAGUGGUUAUCUAUUUCUUCAUUGCUGCCUCCUACACACCUUGGUUGAACCUGCGUGAGCUGGGCCCUCUGGCAGCACACAUGCGCUGGUUUGUGUGGCUCAUGGCUGCUGCUGGAACCAUAUAUGUCUUCAACUAUCAUGAAAAGUAUAAACUUGUUGAGCUGGCCUUCUAUUUGACGAUGGGAUUUUUUCCUGCAUCAGUCGUGACGUCAAUGAGCAACACCGAGGGGCUUCACGAGCUGGCCUGUGGAGGACUCAUCUACUGCCUCGGUGUGUUCUUUUUCAAGAGCGACGGCGUCAUCCCCUUCGCCCACGCCAUCUGGCACGUGUUUGUGGCGCUGGCUGCGGCCGUGCACUACUACGCCAUCUGGAAAUACCUCUACAAGGUUCCCAGCGCCGACACCCUCCUCGACUCGUGACCAAGGCCGGCCGUCGGUCCACCUUUCCCCUCUGAGCAGAGGCUCCUGCACACCGACUCCCUCAACAACUGCCCACUGAAGCUGCAGCGACAGCCAUAAAAAGUUUACGAAAAUAAUGACCAUGAAUUGUUUACUGUUUUCUAACGUGGAGGGGAACAGAUUUUUCAGUGUCCCCCCGAUGAACAAAAGCUACUUUCAAAGCUGUUUUGUAACCAUAAGAAAUCUUUGACCGUGAGGGAGGGAAUUUUGACCUUUUACACUUGGUAUGAACCUUGGCACAUUCGUGAGUAUUUGAAUGACUAUUUGAGAAAUUUGAUAGCAGUCUUUUGUAUCACUUGAAGUGAGUAACAUUCCACAUUAAGGGUCUUUUGAGUGUCAAAACCCAGAGAUUGAUCUGGUUCAGGUGAUGAUUUGAGCAGGGAGGAUAUCGAAUGAGGUGCUAAAAAUCACCUCUCAAAUGUAGCUUUUAUCAAAUGAAGAUUUUCAGAUACUAGUGUUGAUAUAAAUGCUGAAUUUCAUUUUCUUUUGUUUACCAAAAGAAACCAAAGGUAAUACUUUCCAAACACAAGCACCUGUGCAAGAAAUUUGCCAAAGUGACAUAGCUUAAAAUGGCAAAAUUUGGUUAAAAUCAGGAACUAACUAAUCAAAGAACAGGUAGUUUAUUAAUCUAACCACACAUUUGAUGCCAACUUUCAAGACUUUGUACCAAAAACGCUGCAGUUUGAUACUCUUAUCAGGAACUGACACGGACUUGUGCUCUGCUGGUGUAGUUUUAUCUCGGUUCGUAACCAAAAGGCUCUUUAUGGAAGUCUGUUUUCUCUGUUUCUUUCUUCAAUCUUUACACUUUUUGCACUUUUUUUUUUGUCCAGUGCAUGCUUCGUUUCUGUAACCAGAUUACAGUCCUCAGUUUUCAGAGAACCACGUUUUCUCCUGUAAGCACUCAGCGCCCCCUGCUGGUGGGCAGCUGUAAGGACGACAACAUUUCAGAUUGUGACAGCGACUUGAGCCAAAUGAGAGAAUUUCAGGCAAGUUCAGGCAGUGUGACGAGACAGAAUUUAAUUCCACUGUAUUUGUAAUGUGAACAGUGUGCUGUAGGGUGUGUGUACGCAUGCACGACCUUUGUACUGUAGUCCAGUAUUCCAUUUCUACUGAUCUCUGUUUUUGAUUUGCACCUUUAGGACGAACAGUGUUUCCUGUCUGUAUUCUGAGGUGGGUCUGAUCGGUGGAAAAGCCUCACGUUCAUGUUUUUGUCUCAUGCUGUCGGUUUUGUAAACCUGCUUCUUCAUAAAUGAUACCUUUCUGUUGCUUUCCUGUCAGCGAUGUACGGAGCUGAAUGAUGCAUAUUUUUUAAUUGUGGCUCUUCUUGAAAUGAUUUCCUUAACCACUCUGUUUUGUAAUGUUUGUACAUUUUGUUCUUUUUUUUUUCUGUUGAUUACAUGAUCCUGGCCUUUGCAGGGAUAAAAAAAAACAAACAACUGCUUCUCGUCUGUUCCAUUGGCUGUUAAUGGUGCUGCAUAAACAUGAAUGCUCCUCCAUUAUACUGAAUAUCAUCUUUCUAAUGUGACUAUUAAAAAAUGAUAAUACCCCA
Stegastes partitus (bicolor damselfish) is the source of this 2732-nucleotide messenger RNA. RefSeq names its product monocyte to macrophage differentiation-associated (gene mmd). Bases 425 to 1144 code for a protein of 239 amino acids. NCBI's taxonomy places the organism in Eukaryota, Metazoa, Chordata, Actinopteri, Pomacentridae. The transcript is spliced from 7 exons. Gene Ontology annotation, molecular function: pore-forming activity. Gene Ontology annotation, cellular component: membrane. The record is from RefSeq and is a predicted model, not a curated record.